This is a messenger RNA of Pomacea canaliculata, 3499 nucleotides long. RefSeq lists its product as uncharacterized. NCBI's taxonomy places the organism in Eukaryota, Metazoa, Mollusca, Gastropoda, Architaenioglossa, Ampullariidae. The coding region runs from base 235 to 3216 and encodes 993 amino acids. The record is from RefSeq and is a predicted model, not a curated record. The transcript has 18 exons.
AGUCAGCCGAGAUGUAGUCAGGAUCACAGAUUAGAAAGUUUGCUGCCAGAUGAGGUGGCGCUGUGUGUGACAGGAUGUCAUUGUAUAACCCAAAGUGCCAAAGCUUUUCUUCAGAAAUGUUCCUGUUCAUGUUCACCGAGACCAUUGACACCUGAUGUACUUAGUGACACCGAUGACAAAUUUCAAGGUCUAGCGAUGUGACGUACACGUGAUCAGACGAAGGAGGCGAGUACAAUGAGUGUCACUCACCUUAUGGCGCAGGCUGCACGUUCUGUGGUUGUUCUUUUCUUCAUCUUUGCCCUGUUCACCGCGCAAGCCCAAACAGGUAACACUGUAACAUGUGACGUUCCUUCAGUGGAACCAUUGGCCAAUACGUCAGUCACGUGUCACUUCCCUGAGAAUGUCAAUCAGACCAGGAGGAUUGUGACUGUCUCUUUCUAUAAAGGGGCACAAUAUACAGUUUCAAAUGAAAACGAUAUUUUGGAGUGCUGGUGGCUGUCGGGAAAAAUGGACUGUGACGUCAAACGAGGAUACAAAUUUAACAGAAUAAUAUCUCACGAACUCACCUUGGAGAUCCCACGAGUUUCUACAAAACAGAUUGGAGGAUAUGUUUGCAAGCUUUCCAACAUGAAUCCAAAAGACGUUAAAUACUGCGAACUGAAGAUAAAGCUAGAGGGGAAGACGAUGUGUGACGUUCCUUCAGUUCCUCUGAACUCACGAACGUCACUAACAUGUUACUUCCCAGAGGAUCUCAGCAAGAACACAGCAGACUUCAGUGUUUACCAUCAGUCCACCAGUAGUGACUCAGUUGAUGUAAUAUCAUGCAAGAGGAUGGGAGACCAUUGGUCCUGUGAUAGGAUUCGCGGCUACGAGUUCGAUCAGACUGUGACAAACCACCUGACUGUCGGGAUCCCUACUGCACAGGAGGAUCAAGAAGGAUCCUACAGCUGUCACUAUACAAGUAGUUCACCUGUCCGCUAUGAGAACUGCUCUCUCACUUUGACAACAGUGACCUCCUUCUGUAACAUUUCAAGUGCUGUAGAGACAGAACCUGCAUCACUCACCUGUACAUUCAACGUUGAUGUCAAUGCAACAAAACAGAAUUUCUCUCUGGUCCGUAUCGGUGGCGCUGACAAUAAAGGUGUCGACAUUGUCACCUGCACCUGGCUCAAGGACCAGCUGAAGUGCACCACAGCCCCGGGGUACGAAGUCAACAACACCGUCACAGAUCGCCUCGUCAUCAGAGUACCGCGAGCGUCACGUGACCACACCGGCACAUACGCUUGUCACGUGAAUGGCUCUAAAGCCAACGGCUUCCAGUCCUGUGAAUUUAUCCUAAAGCCAGUGACCUCCUUCUGUAACAUUUCAAGUAUCAAAGAGACAGAACCUGCAUCACUCACCUGCACAUUCAACGUUGAUGUCAAUGCCACAAAAAACAACUUGUCACUGGUCCGCCUCGGUGGUGAUGAAAGUAAAGGUGUCGACAUUGUCACCUGCACCUGGCUACAGGACCAGCUGAAGUGCACCACAGCCCCGGGGUACGAGGUCAACAACCUUGUCACAGAUCGCCUCGUCAUCAGAGUACCGCGAGCGUCACGUGACCACACCGGCACAUACGCUUGUCACGUGACUGGCUCUAAGGCGAUCAACUUCCAGUCCUGUGAAUUGAUCCUAAAGCCAGUGACCUCCUUCUGUAACAUUUCAAGUAUCAAAGAGACAAAACCUGCAUCACUCACCUGCACAUUCAACGUUGAUGUCAAUGCCACAAAAAGCAACUUGUCACUGGUCCGCCUCGGUGGUGAUGAAAGUAAUGGUAAUGUUUACAGCUGUGUCGACAUUGUCGCCUGCACCUGGCUACAGGACCAGCUGAAGUGCACCACAGCCCCGGGGUACGAGGUCAACAACCUUGUCACAGAUCGCCUCGUCAUCAGAGUAUUGCAAGCGUCACGUGACCACACCGGCACAUACACUUGUCACGUGACAGGCUCUAGCAUGGACGGCUUUAAGUCCUGUGACUUUAUCCUGAUACCAGAUGUACCUGCCGUAGUUCUGACUGUAGCCAUCGCUGUACUCGUGUUAUUCCCUGUGUCGUUAGUCAUCAUCUUCCUGGUUUUCGAAUGUAAACAAAGGAAACAUGUGGCGAUAGAAGAACAAAUACCACUGAUAUCAAGGGCAGAGUUGCAAAUCCGCGCAAAACAGGAAGAGGAAUUCUGGGAGAAGUGGGUUGAGGCGGCAUUCCCUGAUCUGGACUCUAGUGUCUACUUCCUGCCUCCUGUACACGUCAGCCGCGUGCCGACGACACAAGAGUCUGUUGCUGGUCAGACAGUUCUCGUCCUUCAGUCAUCUCCACAGACAGAUGAGUCCAACCAGACGGCGACAACUGCAGUUGAGGACAGUGAUGUCCGACAUGAUGCAGCCAUGCAAAGAGUCCUUCUAUGUCUGGAGACAAUGUUUAAAGAGAACAGAGAAGUGCUGGUGGGAGUGAGUCAGCUCCUGUUUGACGACUACCUGCGUGACUCUCGUUAUGCUGACGUGGCAAGAAGACUUCCCCUACCCGCCAGAUACCCCUCUGAUCUGGGACAGGAAUGGAAACCUGGGGACAUCGAUGUACUUCUUAUUCAUCGACAGCACGGUCUUGUCAUCUGUAAAGUAAAAGUUUUUGGUGGCAACGUAAAUGAACAAAACAUGUCGGAAAAGGAAAGAACAGAGAAAACUCACACAGAGAUUAAAAACAAUCUUCAGGAGGCCAUCAAACAGUUGGACAGGCCGGGGGUCACGGUGUCACACCUGGCAUCGGACGUCGCUCCCGGUCUACGUGUCACUAAGACGAUCGCACUCCCUAACUUGACGGUUAGUCAGCUACAACAGGUGCUCGACAAUGACCGCGAGCUGACUCAGGACCUGUGUCGAUGUCUGGGAUCAAGCGACCCCGCUGACAUCACUGGUGUGUGUCUGUGCUGUGAUCAAUUGUCUGACCCCAAGACCCCGUGGGACGUCAGUAGUCACGUGUUAAAGAAUCUCGGCGAAUGGUGGACACGACGUGUGGCUGUGUCUGGGCCUGACAGUCACAUGACACGUCACGUGUACAAGACACUAGUAGCACGGUUCUGCGGUCCGGCGACAACAGUGAGUGUGCCAUGCACAUGUCCUCCACGUGUGAGUGUCAAGACCCUGGGUCAGGCCGUGUGGUGGACAGGAGAGUGCUAUAUGCUGUAAUCACACCUCUUUCCGGAGCAAGUUCACUGCUACACACGGCGCCUCCCACACUCUUUGUCACCGGACCGCCCGGUACAGGUAAAACUGUGGUGCUGCUGCUGAUGGCCAUACAGUGGCUGCUUGGUGGUCACCACGUCUACGUUGUCAGUAGUUGGGAUGGAAGUCGUCCAGCGUGCAUCAUGUUGUAUCACCUGUUGCUGCAGACAGUAAACACACAACAGUCAGCAGGUGUGUCACCCGGUCAGCCUCACCUCCUGCUGUAUGAGCUUGAUGGCGGUGAAGA